GAGGAGCCAGGGUACAGCCGUAGGUCAAUGGACCCCAGGGGCAUCUUAAAAGCAUUUCCCAAGAGAAAGAAAAUACAUGCCAGUCCACCAUCAAGUGCAUCUGCAAAGAUCCCCAAGAGGCAAGAGGAAGAAGCAGGAGGAUGGAUGAGCUCUCUGAGGGCCCACGUUGUGCCCACCGGCAUUGGACGGGCCCGGGCAGAACUCUUUGAGAAGCAGAUUAUCCAGCACGGUGGGCAGGUUUGCUCUGCCCAGGCCCCAGAGGUCACGCACAUCGUGGUGGACGAAGCCAUGGACUGUGAGCGGGCCCUGCGCCUCCUCAGACUGCCUCGGCUGCCCCCGGGGGCUCAGCUGGUAAAGUCAGCCUGGCUGAGCUUGUGCCUGCAAGACAAAAGGCUGGUGGACACAGCCGGCUUCUGCAUCCCCAUCUCCAGCAGGUACUUGGACCAAUCACAGCCCAGCCAGGCAGACCAAGACUCUUCUGCUCCUCAUGGGACCCACGAGGUUCUGCUGAAGACAGCUGUCUCUCCUCCCAGUAGAGCUGUGUCUCCUCCCCAGAAGGCAGAAGAGGCAUCAAGUACCUACGCUCAGCCCAGCUCCGAUGAUGAAACCAGUGAUGUGGAAGGGCCCCCUGUGAGUGCAGCUGAUCUGGAAGCUCUGAUCCGGGGCCACUACCCCACCCCACCUGAGGAAAACAGCGGGCCCAGCCCAGCCCCAGAGACCCUGGCUAAGUGGGUCUGUGCACAGCCCUCCAGCCAGAAGGUGACCAACCACAACCUACACAUCACAGAGAAGCUGGAAGUGCUGGCCAAUGCCUACAAUGUUCAGGGAGACAAAUGGAGGGCCCUGGGUUAUGCCAAAGCCAUCAAUGCCCUCAAGAGCUUCCACAAGCCUGUCAGCUCCUACCAGGAAGCCUGCAGCAUUCCUGGGGUUGGGAAGCGGAUGGCUGAGAAGAUCGUGGAGAUCCUGGAGAGUGGGCAUCUGCGGAAGUUGGACCAUAUCAGCGAAAGUGUGCCUGUUUUGGAACUCUUCUCCAACAUCUGGGGAGCUGGGACCAAGACUGCCCAGAUGUGGUACCAUCAGGGCUUCCGGAGCCUGGAAGACAUUCGCAACCUGGCCUCCCUGACUGCCCAGCAAGCCAUCGGCCUGAAGCAUUACAAUGACUUCCUGGAACGCAUGCCCAGAGAGGAAGCUGCAGAGAUCGCGCACACAGUCUGUGUGGCAGCCCAGGCCUUCAAUCCGGGGCUGUUAUGCGUGGCGUGUGGCUCCUACCGCCGGGGGAAGCCGACCUGCGGAGACAUGGACGUGCUCGUCACUCACCCGGACGGCAGGUCCCACCAGGGCAUCUUCAGUCGCCUUCUGGACAAACUCAGGCAGCAAGGGUUCCUCACAGACGACUUGGUGAGCCAGGAGGACAACGGGCAGCAGCAGAAGUACCUGGGUGUGUGCCGGCUCCCGGGCCCAGGGCGGCGGCACCGGCGCCUGGACGUCAUCGUGGUGCCCUACAGCGAGUUUGCCUGUGCCCUGCUGUACUUCACCGGCUCGGCCCACUUCAACCGGUCCAUGCGGGCUCUGGCCAAGACCAAGGGCCUGAGCCUGUCGGAGCACGCGCUCACAGCUGUGGCCCGCAGCCCUCAAGGCUGGAAGGUGGGGCCUGGCCGAGUGCUGCCCACCCCCACGGAGAAGGACGUCUUCCAGCUCCUAGGCCUGCCCUACCGGGAGCCAGCUGAGCGGGACUGGUGACCAGGGCUGAGGGCAACCCCCGGCCGCCCAGCACCCCUCCAACCUCAGCUGGCUGAGCCUCCCUACUGCAGCCCCCGCUGUGCUAUGCUGGGGAGCCUGCGCCUGGUCUCGGCCGGCCGUGAGCGAAGGAGCAGGCCGGGCUCCCGGUGCAGGGGUCUCUCUGGCUUGAGGCUGCCCCCGUGGAGCACUGCGCACUCCCUGUCACACACUGCCCUGCCUCGUGGUGAGCAGCAGUGGGUGGCUGGUUCGCAGCCAGCUUCCUGUGCUUCCCCCCCCAACCUGAGAAAGAUCUAGCUGCUGGGGGAGAAGGAAGCAGCUGCGGUCUAGCAUCAGCCAAGGCCCUCCGAGGGGGAGGACGAGCCCUUCCGCAUGUGCUCCCUCUCAGCUGCUUCCUGUGCAGCUGGAGCUGCUGGGAAGCGGUGCCCCUGGCUCUGGGAGGGCAGUGUGCGAAGGCCCAGGGGCCCAGUAAAGUGCAUUGGACAUGG
Messenger RNA from Chinchilla lanigera (long-tailed chinchilla), 2225 nucleotides. RefSeq names its product polymerase (DNA directed), lambda (gene Poll). Gene Ontology annotation, cellular component: nucleus. Lineage: Eukaryota; Metazoa; Chordata; Mammalia; Rodentia; Chinchillidae. Gene Ontology annotation, molecular function: DNA-directed DNA polymerase activity; DNA binding. The transcript has 8 exons. Bases 28 to 1740 code for a protein of 570 amino acids. The record is from RefSeq and is a predicted model, not a curated record. Gene Ontology annotation, biological process: double-strand break repair via nonhomologous end joining.